AUGGGUAGCUCGGGAAAGUCCAGCGUGAACGGAAUCGAUGCGUCGGUGGGUGGUUUGGUUUGGGUCCGGCGAAGAAACGGGUCGUGGUGGCCGGGUCGGAUAAUGGGUCUUCACGAAUUGUCGGAGAGUUGCUUGGUUUCUCCGAGAUCGGGUACUCCCGUCAAGCUCUUAGGUCGUGAGGAUGCAAGCGUGGAUUGGUAUAAUCUUGAAAAAUCAAAGCGGGUAAAAGCUUUUCGCUGUGGUGAGUAUGAUGAAUGCAUUGAGAAGGCAAAGGCAUCAGCUGCCAAUUCAAACAAGAAGGCAGUAAAGUAUGCCCGCAGGGAAGAUGCUAUUCUUCACGCUCUUGAGCUAGAGAAUGCUCACUUGGACAAGGAAUCAUUAAGCUUAUGCUCUGGGUUAGAUAAACCUGGUAGUGAACAUGGAGGUUCAGCUGGAGAAUUACCACUCAUGUCUAAUUCUGGUGAAGACAAUGAAGAUGUGACUGAUGAUCUGAGUGACUCUGAUGACAAUUCUAAUUCAGCUCCAGAAUUGUCACAAUCUGUUAUAUCUUUUGAAGUGCCUAAUCACAAUGGUUCUUUAAAGAUGCAAUCUGUGCAAGGAAGGAGGAGAAGAACACCUAAUGAUUCAGAAGAUGAUGGAUCUGAAGGAGUCAAGCGAAUGAGAGGACUUGAAGACUUGGGCAUUGGUGUAGUGUCAAAGAAAAAGGUCCAAGGUACAGGUGCAACUGAGAUUGGUCAGCACAUUAGUGCUUCACUUAACAAUUCUACUGCAGGGAACUGCCUUGGAAAUGGAACAUCUGUAAAUGGUGGUAAAGGUUAUUCUUCAACAUUGAAAAGGAAGAGAUCACAAGUGGCAAAUGUUCAUGAGUUAUUGAAAAGGAAAAAUCGUCGCCGGCCCUUGACUAAAGUUUUGGAGAGUACAGCCAUGGUGUCAGUUCCUGUCAUCUGUGAUCAGCUUCCCAGUUCAAACAGUUCCCCAUUAUGUGGGGUAACUGAUGGAAGAAUUUCAGGAUUAGAUUCUAAUGAUUCAAAGAAAACUUUUCCAAUGGAAACACAUAAUUCAGAUAAUACUGAUGCUGCUUGUGAGAAUGGGGCUGCAUUAAUUGUUCAUGACCAUGGUAGUGGCGAUGAUGGUUCACCAAUCAAUCAUGGGGUCAAGGAGAAUGAAACUUCUGGCAUACCAGGGCUAGUUGGCAAAGAUUCUCCUGAUAAAUUAUUUGAUGUGCCAUUUGUUGGGGUUCUGGCGGAGGAGAAACACUCUCCGGAUUUCUCACCCAUUCUGGUUUCUUGUUCACCUGACAAGCCACAAGUUAGUGCAUUGGGACAACAGACUUGUAAUGCUAGUCAAUGUGAAGCUGUGUCAUCAAGAGAUGAGAGCAAGAACGAAACUGGUUGUACCGGUUCAGCUGCUGGUCACAAUAUUGUUGGCCAUAGACAAGACAAAGGUAGUUCAAAGUGGCAGUCAAAAGGAAAGAGGAAUUCAAGACAUACAAGUAAAAGUAUAAAGCAUGUCACAAGAAAAUAUGUGGACCCAGACCACCAAUCCAGUGCUUAUUUGCCAGGAAUUGGAAAUUCAGAUGGAACCUACCAGGGUACUGGUUCAAAAGCUGAUUGGAAUGGCAUGGGUGCACCACAUACUUCAUAUAAUUGUAAUUCUCAAGUUAAAUGCAAACCUGUUGCUGAAGGCCAACUAGAAGGAUUCCGGGAUUUGAACAAGCAUAUUAAGGGUACAACAGGAGAGGCAAAGCUCUUAUCUGAUGGAUCUCUCACACCUCAGAGAUUACUUCCGUAUCGCCAUUCACGCUUCACUGUCAACUCCAGAUAUCAAAUGGCAGAUUUCCCUGGAAGAAACUAUUGUUCUGAUGCUUCAUUAUAUGAUGUUAAGCUAGAAGUUAAAUCCAGCUACCGACCACAACACGUUCCUUUGGUUUCUCUUGUGAGUAAACUGAAUGGCAAGGCCUUUAUUGGACACCCUUUGACAGUUGAGGUUUUGGAAGAGGGUCAUUGUGAUAGGAUGUUGAGUGGCAUUGGAUGUCACUUGGAAGCUGGUGAUGUGUUUUCGGUGGCCAAGACAAACUUGGUAACCGGAAGAAUACAUUCCAAGAAUUCAACACGUUUUUCACCUAGUAAAUCUUCCAAGAUGAAAAAAACCGGGCUGUUGAAUAAAAAGAUUCGGAAAUUGUCGUCGUUGACAGGUCAUAGACAGUCAGAAGAGGGGAGAAAACCAGUGGUAGAUAAGCUCAAGGGUCCUGUCAUAGCUUGUAUUCCCCUUAAAGUAGUGUUCAGUAGGAUAAAUGAAGCAGUGAGUGGUCAAGCACGGUCGACACACCGUGCAUUACCAACAUCAUCCAACCCAUGA
Molecule: messenger RNA, 2358 nt
Organism: Sphenostylis stenocarpa
Lineage: Eukaryota; Viridiplantae; Streptophyta; Magnoliopsida; Fabales; Fabaceae
Source: the annotation of a GenBank genome assembly